This is a messenger RNA of Exophiala xenobiotica, 1930 nucleotides long. RefSeq lists its product as uncharacterized. The record is from RefSeq and is a predicted model, not a curated record. The coding region runs from base 72 to 1742 and encodes 556 amino acids. NCBI's taxonomy places the organism in Eukaryota, Fungi, Ascomycota, Eurotiomycetes, Chaetothyriales, Herpotrichiellaceae. The transcript is spliced from 3 exons.
CCACUGGCUGUCCUGUUUCCCUUCGUCGUGAUCGUAUUGAAGAAUAUCCUCGUCUUUAUAAAGCCUCCCCCAUGAUUUACGACGUCGCCAUUGUCGGAGCUGGACCAUGCGGACUGGCAGCGGCAGCCAGAUUGCGUGAAUCGACCCCAGCCGCACUCUUCACGGACGAUGAGCAUGCCAGAUAUUGGCGCAGGUUCAAUCGGAGAGAGACCAUUGAGAAGGAGCGGAAAGGCAAGCAAAAAUCACGCUGUGCUGCUUCAAGUGAACCUGAGCCACCAGGAAGGUCGAUGAUCGUGCUUGAUGCACAUUCGGACCAGUGGAUGUCGGCAUGGAAAGAAAAGUUCCAACACUUGGAAAUAAGCCAACUGAGGAGCCCGCUAUUCUUUCAUCCGGAUCCCCGAGAUAGGGAUGGGCUUCUGGCAUUCUCGCACUUCCACGACAGAACGGGUGAGUUGCAAGAGAUCCAUAAUGUUGUAGGCAGAGAAGUCAGCAAGCAUCGAACCAAGAAGAAACGCGACAAGAAAGUUGCUCGACAUCUCCGCAUCGACGAUAGAGACCGCGUCGACUACUUCACACCAUCAAGCCAGCUGUUUGAAGACUUUUGCGAGGAUGUCGUAUGUCGAUACCAGCUUCGAAAUCUCAUAGUCCAAGCACGGGUGCAGAGUAUUGAAUACGGCCACUUGGGCAGCAACAUCGAUCCGCAGCUGUUUGCCCUGACAACAGAUGAGGGCAUGAUAUUUUCAAAGACGGUUGUUCUGGCCAUUGGUCCUGGCUCAAAGCCCAGUAUCCCUAGGAACUGCCAGCUCAGGCUCGGAAGAGAGCAAGGAAGCGUGUGCCAUUGCUUUGAUACGACAGGUGCAUCGUGCCUGCCAGAUCAUGUGUUACGCAAAAUAAGAGAGGGACGGUCCUCGGGCGUCGUGGUGGUCGGAGGAGGGUUGACUAGCGCACAGAUUGCGGAUCUGGCUCUCCGCGGAGGAGUGAACAAGGUCUGGCUAUUACUGCGAGGAAAGUACAAAGUGAAGCAUUUCGACGUCGAUCUCGAAUGGGUAUCAAAGGUCCGCAACCAGCAAAUGUCAGUGUUCUGGUCAGCCGACAGCGACGAAGAAAGAUUCGAUAUGCUCAAAGAGGCCCGCAACGGAGGCAGUAUCACCCCAACGUAUGACAAGAUCCUGAGGAGACAUGUAGCCAGUGGUCGGCUUGAGAUUCUCACCGAUACGCAUAUCGAAGAAGGUAUUUGGUGUGGUGCAAGUGAGACCUGGUCAAUUGGUCUGUCGUCGAGUUCGGAUCAAGAAACCUCGCUACCGAGAGUCGACCACGUUAUCUAUGCAACAGGAUCAGCGCCAAAUAUCCACGAUGUCGCGUGCAUGCAGCGCAUCAUCGCGAACUACCCAGUUGACGCGAUAGGUGGGCUCCCUAAAAUCACUGAAGACCUGAUGUGGCAUAAAGAUAUUCCGUUGUUCCUGACAGGCGGCCUUGCCGGCUUGAGACUUGGACCUGGAGCUGGAAACUUGGCUGGUGCAAGACAGGGUGCCGAAAGGAUUGCUUGGAAGAUCGACGAAUUGUUCGGGACGUCGCAGGGAGGAUCGUCGAAUGCUGAACAAGUAAAUAAUGAUCCACUACGUCCGUCCGCGAUAUCCACACCGCAGACAAGAGCCGCCCUCCUCAAAGACAGAAACGAGUUCACAGGAAGCUUCGCCAAUCAGUUUGAAGCUCUUUCCAUGCAGGACGAUGAGCUGGUUUGACGUAUCCUCGUUGCUGAAAAGUAUCGACAUAUGACUGCACGAUGCAGAUACAUUAUCCACAGCUCAUACUGGCCGCGGAGAGCGUUGGGAUCAUGUAGGCUCCAGUUUCAAUGCCAGGACUGCCAGGACUGCAUUAAGACUAUUGAUAUGGUGCAUCAUAGAGUAUAUCUGAAACCUUUGUUGUCCAA